UUUAACCCGUUAUCCACAGCAAGAGAGCCAGAGACCACAAAGGAAGAGCAUAUACUGUCAGUUUAGGGGAGAUAAUAGGACAGCAUGAUGUAAACACGGAAUAAAAACCGCAAGACAUCAUUUCCAUUUCCCGUUGCACUGGCCCAUUAUCGGUGUUCAAUAUUACAUGAGGUACUGGCUGACAACAGCGCGUCUGUCUGGACACCGAAAGGCAGCCAGUAAGUGAGAACACUGAAGCCGAGUGGGAGAGCGGAGAGAGAGAGGAGUUGAGCAUUGUUUCGUCUUCGCUUCAGGGUUUUGUGGAGUUGCUCACUGGUUUUGGACCGAUCCCUGAGAUCAUGAUGUUGGGUUUCUCAAGCUGACCAAGCAGACAAGUGGAGAUUCUCUUCUUCUCCUUCUUCUUUUUGAAUUAUUGUCUGUUUUUCCUCUUUUGGACUCGGUUAUGACAAAGGAGAAAACACGCUAAUAUGUUGCAUUUCUGUGCAUUAAAGCGCCGACUUAUCUCAAUUUGGGACUGAAAUGGCCUUGAAUGCAUGUGCACUAGAUAACACAGGUAGACACGUCUCAAUGGGUGAGGCCCACUGAUCCAGUUAUCCCUACACAUCCCCUCCACCCCUCACCCCUGCCCUACUCUGUUCCCCUAAACGCCACCCCACUUCACUUCAGUCAACAUGACUUCCACCAGCCAACUGCUGGGUUUGGCUGAGGUGGGGCUGAGGUGUGACCAGGAGAUUGAGAGGAGAUAUGAGAUUGUGCCCUCUGUGGUCUGCUCCAUGUGCUGCCUCUUUGGAAUCAUCUACUGCUUCUUUGGCUAUCGAUGCUUCAAGGCCGUAUUGUUCCUCACUGGCCUAAUGUUUGGCUCUGUGGUCAUCUUCAUGCUGUGCUACAAGGAGAGGGUGAUGGACACUCAGCUGAGCGUAGAGGCGUCAGUGGGCAUCGGCCUGGGCAUCGGGACCCUGUGUGGCCUGGUGACCAUGUUGGUUCGCAGUGUGGGACUGUUUAUGGUGGGCUUGCUGCUGGGCCUGCUGGUUGGAGUGGCUUCACUGGUGGUUAUGGAGGAGUUCUACCACCCCAGAACAGUGUGGGUUCCCCUGGGUAUUCUCCUGGGGUCUGGGACGUUAUUUGCCGUCCUCACUCUUCAAUGGCAGCGCUGCUUUGUCACCUUCUCCACCGCUACAUUCGGCUCUGCCAUUAUCACUGUCACCGUGGAUUACUUUAUUGAGCUGUUCGCCUUGGUACACUACGUCUACGAGAGACUCAGGGUGGCACCAAAGAAGCCAGUGUGCUGGUUUACUUGGGUCAUCUUGGGGGUGUGGCCUGUCUUGGCCUUCCUCGGAGUGCUGAUCCAAUGGAAAGUCACUGCAGAGGGAUAUUCUCACACAGAGGUGGUUUUGAGUCGACAGCAACGGAGGGUCCAGCUCAUGCGUAUCCGACAGCGGGAAGAGAGGCUGAAAAGGGAGAAGGAGAACAAGAAGAAGAAAAAACGACAGAGCCAGAAGACCAGCCACAAGCAGAAAGCCCACACCAAUCACCACCACCACCAGCAGUAUCAUCACCCAGCGGCAUCCCACCCGCAUCACCAAGCACAGAGCUCUCAGCCACCUAAAGUCCCUCCUCCUCAGACUGAACCUGGCUACCCCCGCAAGGCCAAUCCUAAAAGACGCUAUGAUGGGGAUGUGCUGUCACCGAGCUACAUCAGGAGUUUCAGGGACAGACAAACAGACAGACGAGCGUACUCCCACAGUCGAAUGAUGAGCCGCUCCCGGAUGGGUGAACUCGACUACGACUGCGGCUCUCAAGUUCCCCUCACGGCCCCCAGUGGACCUCCAGUUCGCAUCUGAGACAGCGAAAUGCACACGCGUACACCCAAACACACACACAAUCACACAAGGCUACUUCAAACCUCUUUGUCACAGUUCAGGAUAGAAAACCUAACCUUAAUGUGCCAACCUAAUUAACUGCCUAUUAACCCAGCAGGAACUCAGUAUGUCCCAAAGGUGAUAUGACACACUGGUUUUCUCCUCUCAGACCUGUUAGUGGUUGUAUUUAUUUGGCCAGUUUGGUCCUGUUCUGUUCUUUAUGACACAAGAGCAGAGCCUCUUCGUUUGGAUGGAGCAAGAACUGAUUGCUGUUGAAGGUGAUGUGGGCAAAUCUCAGACAUUAUGAGUCAUCACAUACUGUAUUUGACUUCAAAUCUCUUCUGUCAGUGCACUGGCCUGGAGGACACUUGAAAAAAUGGACUUGUCUGGUGGGGAGUUAAUUGAAAUAUCUCUGUUCAUCAUCAUUUGUUUUAAAGAUUUUGGUUUCAAGCCGUAAGAAGUCAUUUCCAGUAGGUUUGCAGUGGGGAAACAAUCAAAACACUCAUUUCUCCACAGGUGGGCAGCACUAUUUCAGAAAAAAAAUGCAUCACAUGGCGUUCUUGGAGUAAAGGUAGCACUACCUUCAAUUAACCUUACACAGUAUCUUGACUUUGAGGGUAAUUAACUGAGGAAAUGAUUUGCUUCAAGGAUUCCAUUAGGAGCGGUCAGAGGAAAUUGACAACAACAAAAACACAGCAAAAUCACUGAAACAGAAAGGCAGCUCUUCUUCAUCAUUUUCUCCAUUGUAAGGUCACUCUGUGAAGCAAGGUGUUCAUGAAGUCAGCCUGUUAUUUUCACUGACAGCCUGUGAAUCCAGACAUGGCAGCACAAGUGUUCUGCUGCUUCAAAAUGCAGAACAGGGACUGAUUCUAGUUGUUUAUGGGAUCAAAGACAAUUUUUAUGUUCUUUUACCCAUGAACACUCCACAUGUCAUUGCCUACAUUGUUGCCAUUCUCCAAAGGGGAAUGCACUUACAUCUCGUCACUUUCCUUGAAUGCCAGCUGUUUUAAACACGGAUCUGAGCAGGAGACACAUCCAUACCUCCCUUCCUCUCUCCACUGAAUUGAAAACAUUUCUGUAAGCUACUGUAUGUAAUUCAUUUGUUGUUGAUAUGUGCUCUCAUGUCCCUUUUCCUCUCCUUAUCCCCAAAACAAUCUACCUUUGCAGAAUUUGUCAGCUGUCUAAAUAUGCUGUCAAGGCACAAAGACAAGAAACUGCUGUCUGAUACCGAUCAUCCAGGAAUGUAACUGUUGAAAUCAGUUCGAGAGUUUGGAGAGGACAAUACACAACAGUGAAAAUGUUAAAUAUAGUGUGUUAGUGUGUGUGAGUGGACACAUGAGCCCUGUGGCAAGUGAUGGAUUGUACCAAAUAUUGGACAAGGAGCGGGGGAUUUAUUGUAAUGUAUGUAGAACAUGCAGUUCUUUUUUGCUGAUAUACUGGUCCGGUUAAAAAUGGGAAUCUUUUAGUUUGGAUGAAGUGUUAAAUGCUGAAAAGGAGGAGGUUUAAAAUUAAGGUAAUCUCCUGUUAAUGAUGAGACAUAGUGACAAGAUGAGAGCAUUUGCAAAUGGCGCCCUCUACUGUUUAUUGGACCUUUUUUUCUAGACUGUGUAUGUGUGCAUAUGUUUGUGUGUACAUUCAUUUGCGUGUGAUUUGCUUUUAAAUUCAAAUGUGUGCCGAACAUUGAUGUUGUUAUACUGAACAUCUAGAGAGGUGAAGGAGAUUUGUAUAGGAAAUAUUUUCAGCAUAAAGGAACAAUUUUUGUUUUAUUUGAACCUCUUUGGAAUUGAUAUACUGUAGUUCCCCACAAUAAACACCAACUCCACCAAUGUUAGAGACUAAAUGUUACUGUAAAGAGCCACAGAUGAAAGACCAAAUUAUACAAAAGUAAAGAAAUGUAUUGAAAUUCCAGGAUCAUGGCCACUUGGAUUGUGUUUUCUAUGAUUUUGGGAGAUUUUACUUUCUAAGGAUUCCACGGUACUGUACUUAAAUACUAAAUACCUGAUGAUAUGCGAUGGGCUUGGCACUGGAGGAACAAACAUUUCAUUACUGCAUGAUAAUCCUUGUGUAACUGUUUCCAAUGUGUCAGUGUUUCAGUGUGUCACUGUUGUCAUGUGAAAACCUCACAUUCCCAGUUUAGUUUGUUGGUCCGAGGGUACAAAAAAAAUAAUCCAUAUUGACUGAACCAUCGUAGAAAAGGUUUCAGUCGUAGUCAUCUGGACACUGUUUUCAGAAUCAAGACGUUUCGGCUCCCAUCCGGAAGUCAUUCUCAAUUGUGAAAAAAUUGGACGGGAACUGGAAAUUUAAGCUACUCUGAGUUACAUAAACCCUGCCCUCAGGAGGGAAUCUGCCUGAGUAUCUGUUCCGGAUGGGAGCCGAAACACUCCUAGAACACACUAGAACACUCCUGGACGAAUGAGGGACUACACCGUCUUACAUAUUGACUGAAUUAAGUCAAUGGCAUGCAGAAAAGGAAUAUCAUGAUCUCAUUGUUUUUACCUCAGUUUUUUUUUGUGUGCAGUUUUUCAAUAAUUAAGAAACACAUUUAUAGUACAACAUCUUGUAAGGAUCAACCUUUCUGCCACAGGUCCAAAGGACUCCUACUGGCUGAGAUCCAAAAUGGAACCUGCAGAAACACACCUUCUGUUUAAUCUUCUCUUCUCGCCUUUCUCUGUUUACACUGUCCAGGUAAAGGGCUUUGAAAAGGCAUUUGAAUCGUGUCCAAUAAUGUUUUUCAGUAGUGGCUGUUCAAGUGUUAUUUGGGGUUUGGCUUACACUUCAGUCCUGUUUUCCUCUUUUGUGGUUUUACUGUGGUACGCUUGUAACGUCAUCACUGUCUUUUGGAAAUUUUGGAAAGACAAAAAUGAACAAAAACAAAAUGGUCAUUUGAAACAUUAUGUUCUUGUUUGUAAUUUGGGGACAAAAUGAAUUAAUAUUAUCAAUUCUUUUUAUUAGCUUCUUUUGUUUUUGUUUCUAUUAUUUUCUGGGAUUGCCCAUGAUUGCUGAAUAUAUGUUGGGGAAACACUUGUAUUGUAGAUAUUGAACUGUAAAUAACUUUUUAAAUGUACAAAUGUUUCAUUUUCAUGUUUACACCAUGAUUGCUUAUGUAAUUUGUCCAGCUGAUUAUUUUUUAAUGGAGUAGGCCUGUUUAAUAUUGUGUUACUACUGUAUGUCCUGUUGGUUUGAUUUGGCUGGGUGGUGGAUGCACUUGUAUCAUUGUCAUCCUGGUGUUUCAACAUGUGAUGUUGAAAAGCAGCAAACAAACUGAGCCUUGACUCUGAUUAUCAGCAACCAUCAGUAAUUCAAUACUUGCUCCACAAGAGACAGCAAUUAA
Siniperca chuatsi (mandarin fish) is the source of this 5190-nucleotide messenger RNA. It is a transcript of the gene tmem198aa, whose product is annotated as transmembrane protein 198a. The record is from RefSeq and is a predicted model, not a curated record. The coding region runs from base 672 to 1841 and encodes 389 amino acids. Lineage: Eukaryota; Metazoa; Chordata; Actinopteri; Centrarchiformes; Sinipercidae. The transcript is spliced from 8 exons. Gene Ontology annotation, biological process: positive regulation of canonical Wnt signaling pathway. Gene Ontology annotation, cellular component: cytoplasmic vesicle; plasma membrane.